AUGAUUUGUGUGCAUCAAAAAACAUGCCACAUUCACACACACAAACUUGGGCACAAGAAGUGUGUCCCGCUGAACUUGGCCAAAAUAGAUAUGUUUGAACCAAACAUGGUGAGAAGGCUUCCAGGGCAGCCCCCCUGUUCUAAAAAUGUCACAUGUAUCUUCCACUCAGGAUGCACUAAAGAUCUGCAGUUGUGUUACAAGACAAGGCCAGUUUCUGCUGAAUGGUAUAUAUGCAAUCUGUGCUCUGUUACAAAACCCAUUCAGGUUUCAAGACAAGCCCUGCUGGGUCAGGUCAAAGGCCCAUCUAGUUCAUCACCCUAUUCUCAGCCAGGUGCCUAUGGGAAGCCACAAGUAGGACUUGAGUACAACAGUACUCUCACUACUUGUGCUUCCUAA
Molecule: messenger RNA, 396 nt
Organism: Podarcis lilfordi (Lilford's wall lizard)
Lineage: Eukaryota; Metazoa; Chordata; Lepidosauria; Squamata; Lacertidae
Source: the annotation of a GenBank genome assembly